GAGUUGGUAGUGAAACUGAUGCAGGAUCAUGCAAUCCAUCAACCCCAGCAACUCUGCCUGCUGGGAGGACAGGCUCUCCUAGUCAACCCGAGUGGAUAGUCUCCCAGCCAAGGCUCUGGAGUGGAUAGUUCAGUGGAUAGUCGUUGCAGCCUUCGAAGAACGCCUCUUCAUGUAGCAGUGGAUAGUUCGGACUUACUGUGUCAGAGGCACUUUGAGUAGUACUCUGAGGGAGUGUGUACUCGCCCAGGGACGAGUGCGUUGAGUGAGGCUUAGUAUUAGUGGGUGCGUGCGUGUUAUGAAGCCCGCUUGAGCAUCAUGUUUGAGGGGAGGCAGAGUGUGUGCUGGAGUGUACAUGUGGCCAAGUGACGUGUGGUGACGCAGGUGGUGACGCAGGUGGUGAAGCGUGGUGACGCCGGUGGGGACGGAGGUGGUGACGCCUGGUAACGGAGGCAGUGACAGAGGUGGUGACGCAAGGGGUGACGGACGCAGCGACGGAGGCAGUGACGGAGGCAGUGACGGAGGCGGUGACGGAGGUGGUUAAGGAGGUGGUGACGGAGGUGGUGACGAGUGGUGACGGAGACGGUGACGCAGGUGGGGACUCCACCAGCUGGACACUCAAUGGACCGUCUUCAACUUGUCACAGACUGAGACAGCUAUGAGGGAGAGAUGUGGGCGUGCGGGCGUGGGUAGGCGCGCCCCAUGGAACACCACUCCCACGGUCACCACGCCCACAGUACUCACACUACUGCUACUGGUCACCCUUACUAAAGGGUGCCAGGGUAUCGACUGCUUCAAGUGUGUGUCAGUGAACGGUGACAACCCCAGCUGUGAGGACCCCUUCCAUAACAACUUUACCGUGGGUCUGAUGGAGAGUCCCUGCCUGGCAGGGCGCAAAGGCAGGGGAGGUCUCUUCCCUGCCACGGCCUGCAUCAAACUGGCUGGCAUCUAUGAUGACACAGGGCAGAGCAUAACGAUCCGGUCGUGUGCACUGGACAGCGGUACCUUGACCACAGACACAGAGAUCAUCCGCAUGUCUCACUGUGGCAGCUUCUACUUCCAGCAGAAGUACGUGAAGGGUUGUCUUCAGAGUUGUGAUGACUACGAUGGUUGUAAUGGUUCUCCCCCCUCAAGAGAAGUCUCCUCUACCACGCUCCCCUCAGCUAUCUUCCUUCUCCUAUACUUCUACAAGAUCUUGUAGCCCCUGGAGAAGUGCGGUCAUCUUCCUGCACCACUGUUUCUACAAGUUCUUGUAGCCCCUGGGGAAGUGCAGGCCAUCUUAUUUCUGUGUCUACAAAACUUCGAAAGUUUCCGAAAAAGCCUUUGAAGCCCUUUCCCAUCCCUCGGAAAAGUGGCAGCUUGCUGGGAUCUACCUUCUCAAGUAGUCCCAGCAAGUGGCCACAGUAAGUGAUCACAGCAAAUGGUCACAGCAAGUACACCCAAGUGUUCCAUGCUCACAUCGGCUCUUGAAAGCACACAUUUCGAGGUGGUUUGGACCUGUUAGUGACUGAACUUUCGCAUUUCCAGGUCUUGAGAGCUACUAUGGUGAUUCCAGACCUUGUAAACAAGGCGUGGAAGUUACUGUUGGUAGUGAGCUUAGCUUAGAGAUUUGCUCUAGAGCCACGAGUAUUGGACACCUUAUAUUUAUAGCCUGAAAAAAUAUGUUGUAAGUAUUCCAGAAUUUUUCGUAUAGUCCUGGAAUUCAGAAUACAGUAUUGAAUACGAAUGUUAGAUGCAUCGUCACUGUAGCACACUAAAAUCAUUUAGCACAUAUUUAUCAAGACUAGCUGAUGUCCGUAAUCAUGUAAGUAUUGACUGGGAGUUCCACCAUGACAUGGUUCAGGAUAUGUCAACAUAAGCUCUCGACAGCUGUCCGAUGGUCAGCUUGCCUCCACACAAGCACUCUCAAGGUUCAUGACACUUCGACGUUCUUCCUCGCGAGCUUCAGAACUUCAAGGUGACAGCUACACGACUCUGGAAGCAGUGACCACAAGUCAGUGUUGAGCGUCCAGGUUACGUCUUUUCAUAGGUCCCUCACAGUACUCUUCAUGAGCAUUUGUUGACGCAGUAGGUCACCAAUCGUAAGUUUGUCCAAAAGAACGUAAGAGAGAGAGAGAGAGAGAGAGAGAAUUUUGGAUCCAGAAAGAUGCACCACACCUUCCGAGACGUAUGUAAAGUCUCCAGUUUGGUGCAUGACGCUUCCAGGGCUAAAAGUUGAACCAAUGGAUCGUGGAUUGUAUCUAACACGCUCGCGUCAGCCACUGAUUAGGUUAACAUUGUAUGAUCUUGUGUUAGGACAGGGAUAGGUUCAAUAAAGAGAUAGAGGACAGUUUUACAGAUAAAAGGUUAAUUAAUAUGUUGUGUGUGUAGAGUGGCUGAAAGAUUUUCCAGGUAUGGAAGACUUCCCAUGAUCGGAAGGCUUUCCAGUCAUAGGAAGGACUUUCUAAGUCUGGAAUAUCUGUUAGGACUGGAAUACCCUUCAGGUCUAGAAGGUUUACCAGGUCUGGAAGGCAACCCACUGUUGAAAGGCUUCCUAGCUUUGGAAUAUUUCUUAGGGCUGGAAUGCUUUCCAAGACUGGCAAGUGGACGUGAAGAAGACCUUGUCAAAGCCAGCGAGUACAACAGCAACUUAAGAACUAAUCCAGGCACUUGCACUUGAAGAAGUGGUAAAACUCGAGAAGUGGUAAGUGGAAGUGUAAAGAGAGGGUUACCUAGCCAAGACAGAGGCUAUGUCCACCUGCACACCCACCCACUUACAAGCCACAGUCAUUUGUGCUCAUGUGAAAGUCGAGUGCGUCAUUCAUAUACAACACGCAAAUGAUCGAAAAGUCAUUGAUUGAAUUGUUGUGGAGACCAUUCUUCCUAUUCACAUUUGUGCCCUGUGUAAAAAAACUAGAGAUAAACAAUCUUGAAUAGUAAUAUUCAUGUGUUUCCUCUUCCCGGACACUUGGUUUCUGCAGCGCAGGUCUGGAAGGUCUGUAAGUUUAAAUAUGAGGCCGUCGUGCCAUAGGCUAUCAAAAGCUUUGUGUACAUUUCGAGUUGCAAUUAGAGUUAGAUUGCCUUGUUUCCGCCGGGGAUCCACGGCACUGAAGAAGAUUACAAUGGAACUAUAAAUAUUGGAAUAAUUGGUGGUAUAACAUACAUGGCUUGUACACUAACCAAGAAUUUGAACAAUGGUGCUGUGUGUAUGUACAUAUUAUAGUUUAAUAAUAAUAAUAAUUAUAGGGCAAUUAUACAAAUAAUUCUCUUUCUUAUAUAAACAAAUUAUAAGGUAGUUUAUUUUAUAUAUAAUAGUAGGAGAAGUAUAUCAUUGCAGACAGUUACACUGCAGGCUAUUUUAGUCAUUGUUGCAAAAAUAACAUUAUAUCUGAUACAAUGGCUUGUCUCUGUGGAAAAUUGUAACUACUAUGAGAGACCAUUAGCAUCACUGACCCAGUCUAACUUCUCCCCUGACUAACUACUCUGCCAUAAGCAUAACAAAUCACUGACCACGAACUUUUCAACUGGUCACAACCCAACAACUCCCAAUCGUCAGUUGAUCACAGUCUAGCCUUUCCUCCCUAACACUCGAGCACGGUCUUUACACGAAAGUUUUCAGACGCUUUAGAUAUGACUAAUUAAAGGUAUCUCUCCAGACUCUGUUACUAGUCUGUCUACAUCACCAAAGACUUCAGGACAGGUCGAAGAACUCAGAUUUCGAUUUCGAUUGUCCAAGAGUCAAGUAAAUUUUUUUUUUACAUUCUUUUCCCGCGUAUGUAGUGAAUGAGAGAGCAGUGGAAGGUUGUGACUACAGUGCUACACUGUCGCUUCUUUAGCUACUGAAGUAGUCUGUCAGUGCCCUUAAAGAAGUCUUCAGGAACCUCCAGGAGCCUCCAAUAACUUCCAGGAGCCUUCAGGAAUUUCCAGAAGCCGCUAAUAAUCUAUAGAAGCCUCCAGGUGACUCCAAUAUCCUCCUUGAGUCUAUUAGCCUCCGGGAGCCUCCAGUAGUCCAGCUCCAGACGUCCUUGAUAGCUCCCCUGACCCUUCCAAAGGCAUCAGAAAGUUGCGUCAGUUUCCCCAAGAGGAACGAACGCUGCAGCUGACCACCAUAAGCUUAAAUACCAUUUGAGAACUGGGCAGCCUGGCCAAUCACAGAGGCGGGGCGGGGGUCUGCAAGAGAAGGCAAGGUGACGUAACUUCCAGUUGGGCCAAUCAGGACUGUGGCCGCCAGCUGGCGCGCGCCUCGUUGGCCAAGACGUGACUGCUCACUGUCCAGUCAGAGAAGGGUUUCAGAGGCGCCUCGCAGGAAGGCCUUUCAAGACUUUUUACUUUCCCUUUGACAGAACAGGAAAAAAGGAAGAAUUGGAUCUUCAGGUCGAUUUCCGUUUGCUGUCUGUUUGUUUACCGGGGAUAAUAAACAACGGAGAGGAACAACGGAAUGAUUGAAGAUAAUUCCCAGCUUUGUAAAUUCUUCCCGGCUGGAAAUACAUUAUAAUUUAUAGUAGUGUUAUUUACACCAGCAUUUACACCAGCGAUGUUUUACACUUCCUGGCGCAUCAUUUACCUGCAAGAUCAUUUACAAAAUUGUUGUUAACCAGACUGGCAAGACCGUCCCUUGAUUAACGAGGUUCACUUCUCUGGCACUUACGAUAACAACGUAAGUGAAACACCUGGACGAUGUUACGAUAUUAAGUAGCGACUUGAUAUUUUAUCUGCAAGUACGAUAUCUCUAACGAGUGAACUGCGCUCGUUCUGUAGUAGUUAGGUAGUUAGGAAGAGCACUUAACAAGGUAUAUUAGUCACUACGAUAGUCUCCGGGAAGUUCCACUCACCAUAUCACUUACCAGUUAGUAACUUAUUACGAUUUAUAACAAGAUAAUAGUGAAGGUAACUGCUAGUUCAUAUUAGCCUGACUUAAUUACCCCCACCCCUCCUUUUACUCUAACAUUAUUAGAGUUGUUAUCUUCCCCCUCCUCCUCCCCCUCCACCUCCCUCUCCUCUUCCCCCUACUCUUCCCACUCCUUCUUACCCCUUCUCUUCCCUUCCUCUUCCUCUUCCCCUCCCCAUCCCUUCCUUUCCCUUCCCUGCACACAUUAGGUCUACCCCUCGUAAGAUUUCCAGUACCCGAACGAGGGUAAUGCCUAGACAUGUGCACACACACACACACACACACACACACACACACACACACACACACACACACACACACACACACACACACACACACACACACACACACACACACACACACA
Messenger RNA from Cherax quadricarinatus, 5228 nucleotides. The record is from RefSeq and is a predicted model, not a curated record. NCBI's taxonomy places the organism in Eukaryota, Metazoa, Arthropoda, Malacostraca, Decapoda, Parastacidae.